AGGAACAAGAAAUAGUCAAAGAAACGUGAACAGAACAGCAAGUGAAGCAGUGCCUCUAAGGCAAGUCAACCAGUCGGAGAUGCCUGAACUCAAGCUCCCUCAGAAUACGUCAAGCAAUUUGGAAGAAGUCUACUGCAACUGUAGCUCUACUGGAACUGAAAAGACAGAGAAAAAGAAAGCAAAGAACCUAACCCAGGACUUGAAGAGUCGGCUGCUUUCGGCAUUACUGAACUCCAAUUCUGAACAUUCAUCCAUUAGCUUUCUACCCAGGAUGUCAGCGAAAUUGAAUCUGUCCAUUGGACUCACUCAUGAAGAAGCUAUGCAAUGGUCCAAGUCUUUGGACAUUCUCCUGGCUGAUCCAUGUGGUCUUGCUGCAUUCAGGGAUUUUCUUAAGUCAGAGUUCAGUGAGGAAAACAUUGACUUCUGGUUGGUCUGUGAGGAUUACAAAAAAACCAAGUCUUCUUCAAAACUGGGCUCCAAGGCUCAACAUAUUUACUCAGAAUUCAUACGGAGUGAUGCCCCAAAACAAGUCAACAUUGAUGGUAAUACAAGAGAUUUGGUCAGCAAAAGCAUUCUACUGCCAACCCCAACUUGUUUUGAGGCAGCCCAGCGAAUUAUCUUCAGCCUGAUGGAGAAAGACUCUUACCCCAGGUUCUUAAAGUCAGAUGCCUACUUAAACCUGAUAAACAAGACACAGGGCAACAAGAACAACAGUUAAAUGAAGAAUUCUGACCCAAAAAUAAAGCGAAGUAUGAACGUCUAAUUCUGUAUCGCUCAUUUCUGAGUGUACCACAGUACUUCACAAAGCUCGAGAGCUGGAUCUGCUGGGAAAUGGAAAUUAAACCUGAAACUUGAUGUCAAAUGAACAAUGACUCCAUAUGUAACACAGCUAAAACACGGUGAAGGACUAGGACAAUCUUCAAGGACAAAUGCUGUGUUUCCCAAUGCUCUGGCAUAUGUGUGUAAUUACAAACUUUCUCAUCAUUAUCAAGACCAUAGUUUUUUCUUCACGCAAGAAUGUAACGGUGAACUUGUGACAAGUUUGUUUUAGUAAAGGGGCUGAAUAUUUUUGUGCAGGGGAGCAUGAACUGAGCUUUCCUGUUCAUACUCACUGGAUCUUAAACUGAAAAGAAAAGCAUUUCCUUUGACAGUUGCAACAUAAGCUACGUGGCGCAGUUUUAUCUGAUGUUAGUGCAAGUCUCCAAUGCUGCAUAUCCUGAUGCACAAUCCUCUUUACCAAAUGUUACGUAAUAUUCUGAUGCAGAAAGAAGGAACUUGGGUGAAAAAAUGUAUGUAUUUAUUAUUUUAUUUUUUUCUAAUAUUAAAUGAAAUGUUCUGAGCGUAGCAUAAUUGCAAUGUCAUGAAAAAGCCUGUAGAUUGUAAACCUGUUGUUACAACUAAUGGUAAUAUAUGACCUAAGUUCAUUAAAACACUUUGGCAUUUUGGAUAGUCUGCAGCAUUUCAACUGCAAGUGGUGUCUUGCGAAGGCUGUUACCAUAAUGUACAGUGAUGGUGACUGCUGAGCCAUGGUCAUGGUCUGCAGGAACUAUCUCAACUCAUCCACUAGUGCCUUAUUUGAUUUCUGAGAUUUAUUGAAUAAAGCUAGAUUGCAAUCACUGCAAACAUUCAGAAUGUGAAAUAACUUACCUUGACCUUCUGUUUGUGGAAGUAUGUAUCUUGGCUAGCAUCUUCUAUGCAAUAAGACAGAUGUCAAAGGAAUGCCAUCUGACCAAAGUUAACGCACAGACACAGAAGGAUGGGUGAUCAAAUGUUUUGUGAAAAGAAAUUACACCCACUAUAUCUGCCUUUAAUGCUAUUAAUGAGCUUCCUUCUGGAAAUUCCAUUGGUCAUAUGAUCAACACCAUAAUGAUGAGCAAAUUGGAGGAUAUGAUUUGAAACCUGAGUAAUCCUGAUAAAAUAGAUCCUGAUCAUCAAAUAUCAAAUAUCUAUCCGCUCAGAUAGCUUUACUGACAAGGAAAUUAUGACCAUCACUCUUCCUACAACAUUACUAAAAGAUAUUUUCAAGAUUGAUUGAAUAAAUGUUGGUUUAUCCUGGCUUUCUAACCUCUGAUGCUCAUGAACAGAAAAUAAAAUAUUUGUUGUUGUAA
This is a messenger RNA of Chiloscyllium plagiosum (whitespotted bambooshark), 2108 nucleotides long. RefSeq names its product regulator of G protein signaling 21-like. The record is from RefSeq and is a predicted model, not a curated record. Lineage: Eukaryota; Metazoa; Chordata; Chondrichthyes; Orectolobiformes; Hemiscylliidae.